GGGAUGUGGAUAAAUCGUGGAGAACACCCGCCAAUCAGAAUGCACCAAAAUAAAAUAACCAAAUCCCAAUCCUCAAUUCGGAGCAGGUCAAUUAUUCACUACUCCUGCCCAAAGACCAAAUCCCUCUUCAUUUCAACAGCGAAGAAAAAAACGAGCUCCAUUACCGACUAAACCCACAAACGCGGCUCUCCGCCUUCCUCCCUCCCUCCUCCUUCUUCUUCCCGGGAGUCGGCGCUCCGUUGAAGAGUCAGAAUUCAGCUUACUGAAAUACCUAGGGUUUCAGAUUCCGAUUCGGAGCCGGAGCGCCCUUACUUAGUUCGUUAUUACAUUUAAUAAUUUAACCGUCUCUGAUUUUUUUCCUCCCCUUCAAUUUUCCCCCCUCUGCCGGCUAAACAUGGCUGUUUCGAGCGGUCUCGCCACUACUCUGGCUGCUGCCAAGAUGGAAGCUUUCUCCUUGAAUUCUUCAUUGCCUCAGGCGUCCUCAUCUGGGUCGAUGUCUCUCCGGGCUUAUCUGGCUCCGUCGCAGCUCCGGCCGUUUCCGAACCCGGCUCGGAAUAACUUCCGGAGGAGGGCAAUGCUGAAAGGGGGUCUUAGAUGUGAGGUCGCUGCGUCUUCUUCUUCAGGGGAUGCUGUGGUUGAGACUGCCGAAAUUAACAUCGACCUCGACAGAGUUUCUAGCCUCUCUGCCCUUGAGCAGCUCAAGAUAUCCGCCUCUGAUAGAUACACAAAGGAGAGGGCGAGCAUCGUGGCUAUAGGACUGAGUAUCCACACUGCACCAGUCGAGAUGCGUGAAAAGCUUGCAAUCCCAGAAGCCGAAUGGCCACGAGCCAUUGCUGAACUCUGCAACUUGAACCAUAUCGAAGAGGCUGCUGUUCUCAGCACUUGCAACAGAAUGGAAAUAUAUGUCGUUGCACUCUCUCAACAUCGCGGGGUCAAAGAAGUCACCGAGUGGAUGUCCAAGACAUCUGGCAUCCCGGUUGCAGAAAUCUGUGAGCACAGAUUCUUGCUCUACAACAACGAUGCAACACGCCACUUAUUUGAAGUAUCUUCUGGUCUAGAUUCACUUGUUCUUGGAGAGGGUCAGAUUCUCGCUCAAGUCAAGCAAGUGGUAAAAGUUGGCCAAGGUGUAGUUGGGUUUGGAAGAAACAUCAGCGGGCUAUUCAAGCACGCGAUAUCGGUUGGUAAACGUGUGAGAACUGAGACGAGUAUCGCAGCUGGGGCAGUCUCAGUCAGCUCAGCUGCUGUCGAACUAGCUCUGAUGAAACUGCCUGAAUCUGCGCAUGCAACUGCUAGAAUGCUAGUGGUUGGGGCAGGGAAAAUGGGGAAGCUGGUGAUCAAGCACCUGGUGGCAAAGGGUUGCACAAAGAUGGUCGUCGUGAACAGAAGUGAAGAAAGAGUUGCAGCCAUUCGGGAAGAGCAUAAGGAUGAUGUGGAGAUCAUAUACAGGCCACUCACAGAUAUGUUCUCCUGUGCUGCUGAAGCCGAUGUGAUCUUCACUAGCACAGCAUCAGAUGUCCCGCUUUUUCUGAAAGAAGACGUGAAGGAUUUGGAAGGGUCGAGAUUCUUUGUCGAUAUCUCAGUUCCAAGGAACGUGGGGUCGUGUGUUAAUGAUUUGGAAAACGUUCGUGUGUUCAAUGUCGAUGACUUGAAGGAAGUCGUGGCGGCUAACAAGGAGGAUCGUUUGAGGAAGGCAAUGGAAGCUCAGGAGAUCAUAACCGAGGAGACGAAGCAGUUUGAAGCUUGGAGGGAUUCCUUGGAGACUGUACCCACCAUCAAGAAGCUGAGGGCGUAUGCAGAGAGAAUCAGAUUGGCUGAGCUGGAGAAAUGUCUAGCCAAGAUGGGGGAUGAUAUUCCAAAGAAGACGAGGAGAGCCGUGGAUGAUCUCAGCAGGGGGAUUCUGAACAAGCUAUUGCAUGGGCCGAUGCAGCAUUUGAGAUGCGAUGGUAGCGAUAGUCGGACUCUGAGUGAGACACUCGAGAACAUGCAUGCUCUUAAUAGGAUGUUCAGUUUGGAAACAGAAGUCGCCAUCUUGGAGCAAAAGAUUCGAGCCAAAACUAGCCAGAAGUGAAGCCGCCCCUGGAAACCAGGGAUACUUUUGAAGUUCCAGUUCUUCUGGGAAUUGAAAAACAAGAUGAGAGAUCAUUUCUCAAUUCAUUUCAAGUGUGGAGACAAUUUUCAACCUAUAUAUGUAAGUAAAAUUGGUAUGUUAAUGAGUUGAAGCUUGAAUGAUCUUGUGUUUGAAUCUGAUCUCUACAGCCAUGGCUGUGUACUACUUGUAUUAAGUUUGCCACUCAUGGUUUUUUCAAUAUAGAGAGUCCCUUCAUUCUUCUCUGUUGAUUAUGAAGUUGGUGUUGUCUUCUUUUUUUUUUUUUUUAUCAUUAGAUCUCUCAAAAUGAGGAUAGAGUUUGAAAGUUACAAUGACCAAGAACCCCUACAUCGCUGAGUGUUAGACAGGUAGGGUGACAAUAUAAGAACAUGGUGGGCUACCAAAUGAGCCGAUCUAUUGUAGUUUCGACCAACAAAA
Molecule: messenger RNA, 2524 nt
Organism: Linum tenue
Lineage: Eukaryota; Viridiplantae; Streptophyta; Magnoliopsida; Malpighiales; Linaceae
Source: the annotation of a GenBank genome assembly